GGAACGCAAUAUUAGUUGCAGUUUUAAUUCCACGCCGGUUGGGUCGAGACUUCGUUAGUGUUCUAAGUAAAGCCAGUUAACGUGCGCAUGAUACUAUUAACGCAAGUGAUUAAUUGAGCUGAUGCCCAUUAGGCAAUUGUAGUGCAUUCAAGUGGACAGGUGAAAUUCAGCUGAGCGUCCCACCAGAUAUUAUGAAGUUACUUUUCCUGGUAAUACUGCUGGGGAUAGCGAUUAAUGGCAGUCACCAGAAAACAUCUCCAUGUCCUGCAGUCUUUAGUUACGAUGAAAAGGAAGACACGUCGGACACAUGGUAUGGAACGCUGCGACUAAAAACCAACGUUCCUUUGCAUGGAAUCUUCAUCGAUGUGAUUUUCGAUGGACAAGUUUACGUGUUUGGGCAGGCAUAUUUCAAGGACGUUACAACCAAAGAUAAUCUACGAUUUCAUAUUGAGGAUAAGACAUAUCAGUUGAACGCUGGAGAGACUUUGAUUUUAAAAUUCUAUGUAAAACAUUCGGAAUACGGACGAUCUCCGGGUCUACGGCAAGUCCGUUUCAAUGGACAAAAUAUCUGUGUGGACCUACCAACUGUGAAGCCAACAGUUACUGAUCGUCAUCAAAUCAAGCCAAUUGUGCUCAGCCCGUAUGAUAAACCGAUUGUGUAUCCAGAUGAUCCAAUAACACGAGAACACCGACCUAACAGAAGUGAUAACUUGCAUGAUAUAACAGCAUAUUCAGUCCAAGCGAUCAACCCUGAUGUACGUCACGAUCCUGAAACUAACCUUCUUGCUAACUAUACUUAUCCAACAUCAACUAGUUCAUUGUUUAACACAAAACCCACUUCAAUGACCCGAGAUGAUGUUUCUAAGAUGCAAACAAGAUUUUCAGAAACAUCGAACGUGUCAACUGGAGUCAACAAUCAGAACAGUAGCCCGACGAUAGAGAAAAACCGCGAAGAAUAUGAUCCUAUUCAAGAUCCAUCAAUUUGGAAGAAGCCGACUACGGAAACAUCGACAUCGCGAUCAAUUCGACAACCAGUCCCCGGUUAUGAGAACACCAACGACAACAACAACAACUAUAACUUAAAUGUGCGGACCUCUACUAGCCCUGGAAAUUACCGUCCACGCACCACCGAGCGUACUACAACCACGGAAUCAUCCUAUUUUCAAGGGGACCAUCAUUACCAAAGAAGCUCUACUCAAAAGCCGUCGUAUUUCCAGGGAGAUUAUGCCUUCAUUCAACCAGUUGAAACAUCUACCCACUACAUAAACUCGUACGACAAUGACAUCUGCGGAACGGUUGUCCCUAAAGCGAAUCCCCUGGUAGUUCACGGCAGCUCAGCUCAGCACGCUCAAUUUCCAUGGCACGGUGCGUUGUACCGUUCGUCCUCUACCGAACUGCGCUAUCUCUGUGGAUCCACACUUGUCUCGAAACGGUUCAUCCUCACAGCGGCCCACUGCGUUGCUCUGGAGAAAAGCCGUCGUCCAAUAGAUGCGGAUAACUUGCUGCUCUAUCUGGGAAAGACCAAUCUCAAAAAGUGGACCGGCCCGGAACAAGAUGCCAAGGUCGAACGUAUUCUCAUACAUCCGGAUUACAACUACGAGCGUUUCUUCGCGGAUGUGGCGUUGCUGAAGCUGAAGGCAGAUGUGAAGUUUAACAACUUCAUUCGGCCGGCUUGUAUGUGGAACUUUGACGAAGAUUAUAAAGUUUUGAUCAACAAGGUCGGACUGGUGCCCGGUUGGGGCUACAAUGAACGAGGAUUGGUUAGCGAGGAAUUGUCGUUCGCGCAGAUGCCAGUAGUGGCGCACGAAACGUGCAUAUGGUCCAAUCGAGACUUUUUCAGCAAAGUGACCUCGAAUACAUCGUACUGUGCCGGAUUCAGGAAUGGAACCUCGGUCUGCAAUGGAGAUAGCGGCGGGGGAAUGGUUUUUAAACAGAGCAACCGAUGGUAUCUACGAGGAAUUGUUUCGGUCAGUGCUGCGCUUCAAGACAAGAUCACAUGUGACCCUAACCACUAUGCCGUGUUCACCGAUGUUGCGAAGUUCUUGGGAUGGAUUAAGAGUUUUAUUUGUGUCCUAGGCUUGCCUUUGCGUGGUUCAGCAUUUCGCUUCUUCCUGCUUCUACUGAGUACUCAAUCGGCUAGCGCCGGGCGCCAAAUAAUCGAACAGUCCUAUCAUCAGCCUGUCACCAGUCCGACUACUACGGGUGAAGUCAACUGUAACGAUCUGUUCAAUGUGGAUCGCGAAAGCUACUAUCAAAAGCGGUAUGAGGGGACACUGCAGCUGAAGAGUGACAUCGCGUUGCGUGACGUUGAGAUCGAUCUUCGGUUCGAUCGCCAAGUCGAUUUGUUGGUGAAUUAUUUUGGAGGCGCAGCUAGUGUUAAUAAUCGUGAUUUCCGAAUAACUAAGUCCGGUUACAAACUAUUCCCUUAUACGCUAUUAAGGAUAAAGCUUGAAGUUAGCUAUUCCACAUCGUCACCCCCACAGCUAGAGGAGGUUCGACUUAAUGGAGUUAUUGUAUGCCCCAUUAAAUUUGUUAGCAGAACCAGCGUUUCAACCGAAUCAUCAACUCCAGUUUAUCGCUACCCGCCAAACAGUUGGAGUCUCGAAAGAAAUCCAGUUCCGUUACUACGACCAUCGGCUAUCAGCAAUAUCCCUUCGUUUCAACCAAUUCAGCAACCGGCGGCUGUGCCACGCAAUUUCACCGAUGAGCGAGAAAACCGUUUCAAUUCAUCAUGUGCGGCAAUGAGUCCGAGCAUUAUUAUCACCGCCGGUCGUUGGGAUGGAGAGUUGACACUGAACACUGAGGUGGCCGUUGAACAUGUGGAGAUUGAGAUUGUAUUCGAUAGACCCGUUUACGUCCUUGGGAAUCUUUUCGGAGAAGUACAUACCCUGGACGGCGUCCGAUUUAUAAUUGAAAACAGCACCCUGGCGCUGGCUGCCGAUGCCGAGGUGAAACUCAACUUUUUCGUGAAAUUUAACGAGAACGGUCGAAUCCCGGACGUCCAGGAGGUCAACUUCAAUGGUCGGGAUCUGUGUCGGCAACGAGUGCGACGGGUUUCUGUUACAAGCGAGGCCUCUGUGGGAAUUUUUGACACGAGAAGAGUGACAACCGAACGGACGUUAAGAGAAUCGAGCACGACAAAAGCUGUAUCAGAAGAAGAGUAUGAUGAAAGCGAUUGCGCCACGAUAUAUCCUUCGAACGAUCCCGUCGUUCAAUCCAGAAUCAUCGGCGGAACAAAUGCUAAAUCUGGAGAGAUUCCGUGGCACGUCGCCAUAUACAAUGAUGAUCAAUACCAAUGCGGUGGAAGUAUCAUCUCGAGCCGAAGCAUUUUAACAGCAGCCCAUUGCCUUACCAAGGAAAAUAGUAACGAAACUUUGGAAAUGGAACUCUUCAAGGUCUACAUCGGUAUUGUGGAUAUCGGAUUGAUAGAUGAUUAUUUCUUCCAUACUGCUGAAAGCGCCACAAUCCAUCGCGAUUAUAAUUCAGCGACGCAGACUACGGAUAUUGGAAUACUCAAACUUAGGAGGGAUAUCAUUUUCAACAAUUUCAUCAAACCUGUUUGUCUGUACCGGAAUACGACUGACAUCAGUGCGUUUUACAACCGAUAUGGAAAGGUGGCCGGAUGGGGAAUUAACAGGAAUGGCAUUGUUACCAACAUCUUGAACUAUCUGGAUAUGCCCGUUGUUUCACAGAAAAAGUGUUCACAGACAAAUAUUCAGUAUAACACAGUUCUGGCGUUCGGAGAAUCGUUCUGCGCGGGACAUGCUGACGGAAACUCGGUGUGCAAUGGCGACAGCGGCGGAGGGCUGGUAUUUGUCGAUAACUAUCGAUACUAUCUACGCGGAAUUGUAUCGAUCAGCGCUCAGAAACGCAACCAACUCAUGUGUGAUCCGAAUCGCUACUCUGUGUUUACUGAUGUGUCUAAGUUUCUCAAAUGGAUUCGUGAAAAUAUGAAUUAGCAUAUACAAGGAAUGUCAUCUUUCGUUUGAGAAAUCCUAUAUUUUGAGAUUUUGAGGAAAGAGGGGAAAGUCAAACAAAAAUCAAACUAAAGAGGACCCGCAAACCCAAAGUGUUAACUCAAUCGAUUCAAAAUCUCAGCGAAUUGAAGUGAUGAAUGUAGUGUAUAAAAAUGUGAGACA
Armigeres subalbatus is the source of this 4139-nucleotide messenger RNA. RefSeq lists its product as uncharacterized. Gene Ontology annotation, molecular function: serine-type endopeptidase activity. The transcript is spliced from 15 exons. Bases 192 to 3959 code for a protein of 1255 amino acids. Gene Ontology annotation, biological process: proteolysis. Lineage: Eukaryota; Metazoa; Arthropoda; Insecta; Diptera; Culicidae. The record is from RefSeq and is a predicted model, not a curated record.